ACUCUCCUGCUGCUUUACAGUCUUCAUGUUUUACAGUGAGGCUGAGCUGCUCGUCAUCUUUUAAAGAGGACAGGUUACAUUAGGUGUGUCCAGGUUUAAACAUUAAACUUCAUCCAAUGACGUUCCUCUGCUGAACACUGAAAAUUUCAUUUGAGCUUCUGCAGCUUUCUUUUCCGUAUCCUGAGAUGUUGGAGAAGGUUUUCUUGCUCAUCUGUUUGUCGUCUGCUCUGGCAGAGCAGCUCUGUAAACCAGGUGAGUGAACAUCUUCAAACCUUUUUAAUUCAAAUCUAUCUCCUGACUUAUUUUGUAUAAAUAUUCUACUUUUACUCAGAUAAAACUGGCGCUGUUACUGUGAGGCCUUCAGUCUGCUGUUACGUUGUUUCCUCUCAUAAGAGGAAUGCAGAUUAACCUUAAAGUCAGAUUAGGCACAUAACUCAAAUGUUUGCCUCUUGACAAUGACCUCCCUUUGACACCAGCUUUCACACUGAAAUACUGGCUGAUCUUUUAGCCAUUUUUCUACAGCUCUGCCAGAAUAAAAUAAUACAACCUUUCAGCAUUUUCCGUCUCAUCUCUAAGACUAAAAUCAACAAAAAAACACUAUUGAUUUUCAGAUCAAAAUAGAGCUCUUGUGUCAAAAUAAAAUGAGAGUUGAUUUGUGUCAAAAGCAGGUCAGUCAGAGUAUUUCAACAAGUUUUCAGGAUGGCAGUGUCUUCUUGAUGUGUUUUCCAUCGUUUCAUGCCCAAGUGGUUGUUUUUCUCACAGUUUUAUUGGACUUUUCAAGGUCCUGUACUGCACCAGGCUGUUAUUUUUCAGAGAGAAAAACUUUAAAUUGUUGUGUAGCAAUAGAAAACUUUAGAAGUUCAUUUCAGGACUCUGAAGGGUCAAAUCUGCUUCGUAGUGUAAAAGAUCACAAACACAUGCAAACUUUUGCGAAAUGAGAGUUUCUUUGAGAGGACUGAUUAUGUUCACUUCCUGUUUGCUCAGCAGAGUGAAUAAAAAGUCUGGCCCAAUUCAACAAAAGCAAAACAAUUUUUACAUUCAGGUGAUUAAACUCUGAUGUCCUCAUGAGUAUAUUAUAUUCCAUUUCUACGAAGUCUAUUCUGCUGAAUGCUGUUAAUAUUACAGCGCACCUUUAACAGUAACAGAGACAGGAAACUCUCUGUACUGGUUGGCUGUACUGACGCCAAUGAUUUUUUUUUUUCAGCGCUCCUGAAUAAGGGAAAGAAACUAAUGACAGUGCUGACAGACAAAACCCAGCACUUAGCAUCUGGAAAUCUGCCUCCAUUCAUUGAGUCAUACAUACUACACCUUGCUGCACAGAGUACUCUCGGACCCUCAUGUCCCAAAUGAGGCAGACAGUACCACAUUUUUGAACUUUUAUCCCUCAUUACACCACAUCGUGCUCUACGGCUGAGGUGAUCAACAGGUGUAGGCCCCGUGUAACUGUUUCAACCUUAAAAAAAGUUUGCUUAAAAAGUUUGAGCAGUACUUAGCUUGAGGCAACAUUUCCCAAGUGGUGACCACCUCAGUUGGGCUUUUAACAUCACAUAGACUAUGGCCAUAUUUUAUACUGUCUAUGAUUUGAACAAGUGCAUCCUGUAGGCACACACACUCUAUUUUACAAAUUGUUGCUGUGUUAGAUUUUUUUUUAAUCACAUCUGCUUGUGAGCUCUCUAAAAUUUCACCUAUGUAAAUGUUUAUGAAAGCUGUCUAAAUCAUGUGUUUGUGGUCUUUAGGUUUAUAUGAAGUAGAAUUUUUUUUUCACCACACAUUCCCUGAAGAAAAAAAACCCCUCAGAUUUGAAACUGUCCUUUUUUUGUCUAAAUCUGACAAGACGAUGACUGAGAGUAUCACAUUUUCUUUGUAUUGCAAAUGUAACAAAAUGUUGUGAUGAAAUUUAUGCGUUACUUUGAAGAAAUCAGCUCUCUUCUGAGAAUAAAAUGUGACUGAGGCCUGGAGUUGAAUCUGUUUUUAUCUCUGUAGAUGCUGCGGAGGGCUACAAAGUGCGACUCAGCAUCAAAACUGCUCUUGACGAUCAAGCAGUGCGUAUAUCUUUAAAUAUUCAUCUGCCUCCACAAAACGAUCAUAGCCUCUCAUCACCAAGAGCUGUUUGAAGCUUUACUAUCUUCUAUGCUUUCUAUUACUGUUACACAUUAUUGAUUCACCACUGAUCUGUUAUAAAACUAACACUAGCCUGAGAAUUAGCAGUCUGCAAAUUUUUGCUCACUCAGUGUGGGACUUUAACCACAAGGCCAAGGUCCAUGUGGAGACAAGUUAACCUUUACAACCUUCCUGAAAGCAGCAUGUGAUCUUUCUCUUGUUGUUGUCAUCAUUGCAGUACAUGUGGGAUGACAAUGAAAUGUUCCUUUUCCGAUCAACUGUGGCGUAUGCCAUGAGGAGACAACUCCCGGGACAGCAAUUCAGGUGAGGAAACUUUAAGUGAUGAAACAGAGCAAUCAAGAAUCUAAAUACUGCUGUGUUUUUAGGAUGGCACUAUGACUGUAAAACUGUUAUGUAAUGUCUCUAAGUGUCUAUAAAAGCAGUGAGUCAUGGUUUAUGAACAUGAAACGACAAUAACCAGCACUUUAUGUUCCUGUGGAAUAUCCCCAGUGUACCGAACAUCGUUGUGUGUAAUGAGACUGCCAGAGUGUCCUUUUGGUUUGUGGUGAUGUCUCCAGACAUGGGGAGCCUCAUCCCGAAACAACAGGUGGAGAAGGCUGUCAGGUAAUCACAUGAUAUAGUGACACUGCAGCUUUAAAUCCCUGUUAAGAGAGUGUACUUACUAUACUUUUUCAUGUUCUGAUUCAUUGUGUUUGGUUCAGACACAGUUUUAUUCGGUUUUGUGUCAUCAUGUUAUCCAAGCCUCUCUGCAUCACUAUAAGAUGCUAUUUUGAUUUGGUGACAGUUAUGGUGAUAAAUGACCAAAAUCAACUAAGGGAAAACCUCUAACGUCAACAACAAACUUAGCUCAAUGUAGACUUUUGUCUGUUUAUUAUUUUUCUUUCCUAAGGAAAGAUAAACUACUUUAUAGAAUAUAUUUCAGUAACAGGACAAUUGAAGGUGCUUCAUCCAGGACAUGAAAAGAAAAUGACACAAGUCAGGAUAACAAAAAAAUUCAAGUCGAUAAAAAACAACACCUAAAACCAAAUAUAAAAAAUCAAACUAAAGAGAAAAUAACAACAGAAAAACAGAUGGUUAAAAUUUAAUGAGAUACUUUCAAGAAAGAUGUGAGAUAGAAGUUACAGUACAGAGUGGUAUAUUUGAAACAGGCAAUAUUUUAGAGAAAGGCCGCUGUAAACAGGUGAGUGAAAAACCUGAGAGUGUAAGCAGACUGAACAUUUGCUACUCAAUAAUUCUUCUAGUCUUUAUUUUGUAACUAAAGCACUGUUUUUAACAGAGACACAAAUGGUGGUAUUAAAGGAGAAACCUAUGUGGGGUGCAAAAAAUUAUGCAGCUCCUCUAGUGUCCACCGGGGGCUGUAUCCAAAAGAUAAGAAAUUACCACUGACAUCAAUGUUGAAGCGCCUCUUUUUACAGGAACGAUGAACAUUUUACAGCCUGAUAUAAAGAGUGGUUUUAAAAGUGUAGCUCUUUAUUUAGUCUGACACCGUUCACAAAGGGUGUUUUUUUCUAAGAGUGCGAACCUUUUGAUUUGAUCAAGGCUGUGUAAGACAUAAUUUGCAUAUUGCUGCCACCACGCAGAAACUUUUUGUUUUUCACAAAAUUAAACACCACAAGAGAUUCAAGUACAAGCUUUUUGAAAUACUUUCAUCCAUAGAAAGCAUACUGACAGACAUACAGCAUUAAAAGUAUAGUGCUGCAUUGUUACAAUGUAUUCUAGCAACAUUGAGGGAAACUGUCUUUUAAACGUUUUUUUUCUUUAAGUAAUUUUCAUCUGAUUUAACUCUGAGUGCACAGAAGUGAGUUAUUGUAUAAUUUGGUUUUAACUCAAAGUAUGGCCUUUUAAUUUUUCUUUAAACUAAUAUGCUGCCAAAGUUAAAUAAAACACUACUGAUAUAGACCCCAGUUAAUCUUAAUUAAAAGGAGUAAUAAAAAACAAGUCAUUCUCCUUCUGUAGUUUUUGGAGUACAGAGAGGUUUCUUUGGGCCCUUUUUAAUAAAUAAUGUCAGAGAAAAAGUAGGGAUGGACAUUCAGUAAAAUCCAUAUUUGUGCUUUUAGGUUAGGUCUGCAUGUAUUAUUUAUCUGCUCCAACUUGAAUAAUCAAAGCUAGCCCAAAUCUGAGGAAAAGAAAACACUUUUUUUUUUAUCAUCACUGAGGACUUAAAAUGUGUUAUUUUAUUUAAACUCAUCUGUUUCAAACACUUAGAAUCUUUAAAGAUAAAAAUAAAUAAAUAAAAAAUCUGCAGUGUCUGUCUGAAGGCAGUUUGAUUAAAACCAUCACGUUUUUACUUCUCCAACAGGAUGUCCAGGGGUCGCAUCAACAGUGCCUUCAUGCUGACUGAUCACACUCUGGAGUUUAUAGGGAUCGCCCCCACGCUGGCAUCACCCUACACACCUGACACCCCACCAUGGCUCAUCGUGUUCGGGGUGGUGAUGGGUGUGGUGGUCGCUGGCAUCAUCUUCCUUGUUGGGUCGUCUGUGGUCCAAAAGAAACGGUAAGCAGACGCUGAGACAGAGUAACUACAGUAGCCUGAGAGGCCAAAACACAACGCUAUGGAAGACUUAAAGCUCCUGCGAGGACUUUCUUUCUGGUUAUAAAUCAAAGGCAAAAGAUCAUCAGCUGUCAACUUAAACAGUUAUUCAUAAUAUGACACUUAGAGCCAAAAUGCUGCAAUAAAAUUGUGGCCAUAUAGGUCAACAAGUGAUCUGCGGGAUCUGAUAUUGCUCUUGCUUUUUGUGGCAGAAUCAAUUACUGCUGACAGGAGAUUUUGACCAAUCAAAACCAGCUAUUUUACACUGCUGGGAAACAUUUCUUUGAUUAUUUUCUGAAAGGUUUUCAUGUUUUAUGAGACGCUAAUGUAUUCUCUGAAAUGUUGUUUGUUUUGACCUUAAGCGCUGCAGCUGAUUGAACUCCCUCAGUUUUGUUUCCUUUUUCUCAUUCCAGCAAAAAGAAACAGAAAUCUACAGACAACAAUGCAGAGGUCAACGAAGAACACAGCGCUGUAAAUGAAGGCGUUUACAACAUGUCAUUCACAGAUGAAGAGCGAAUCACACGGAUUUAAAAGCAUCUUUAAAAACACUUCCAUGAAAGAAAAAAGAGGGUGAGAGAGGUUACGAAGCUACUCCGGGUGGACUUAGUUGCACUGAAGAAUCAAUCAUUUUUAGGUUGUUGUUGAUCCACAGUUUGUGAAUUAAAGCAGUGUUAUGAAUGUUAGGAUUUCAAUCGGUUAAGAGUUUCUUUGCUUUCCUUACCUGCUGCCUUACAGAAGAAACAAGCACACGAAGCUUUUAUGACGGUGAAAUGUUGUUCCACAUUUAAUAUUUCAAUUUUCUGCAUGAAAGGAUGAUAAAUUAAAGAUCCUCUGUGUGAGCGUAUUUCA
Messenger RNA from Xyrichtys novacula (pearly razorfish), 5500 nucleotides. Lineage: Eukaryota; Metazoa; Chordata; Actinopteri; Labriformes; Labridae. The record is from the annotation of a GenBank genome assembly.